Molecule: messenger RNA, 3793 nt
Organism: Neomonachus schauinslandi (Hawaiian monk seal)
Lineage: Eukaryota; Metazoa; Chordata; Mammalia; Carnivora; Phocidae
Gene: SRSF6
Product: serine and arginine rich splicing factor 6
Exons: 6
Coding region: 134-1168 (344 amino acids)
Biological process (GO): mRNA splice site recognition; alternative mRNA splicing, via spliceosome
Cellular component (GO): nucleus; ribonucleoprotein complex; cytoplasm
Molecular function (GO): mRNA binding
Source: RefSeq, a predicted model, not a curated record
UGGCUGGACUCGGCCGCCGCUGCGGUGUGAGGAGCGUGUUCGGGCUCUCGCCGUCCCCGCACCCGCACCGCGGCUUUUGCCUUGCGGUCCGCCGUUCGACAGCCAGCCUUCGGGGCCCCUGCCCGCCACGGACAUGCCGCGCGUCUACAUAGGACGCCUUAGUUACAACGUCCGGGAGAAGGACAUCCAGCGCUUUUUCAGUGGCUAUGGCCGCCUCCUCGAAAUAGACCUCAAAAAUGGGUACGGCUUCGUGGAGUUCGAGGACUCCCGCGACGCCGACGACGCCGUUUACGAGCUGAACGGCAAAGAGCUCUGCGGCGAGCGCGUGAUCGUGGAGCACGCACGGGGUCCGCGCCGCGAUCGCGACGGCUAUAGCUACGGAAGCCGCAGUGGUGGAGGUGGAUACAGCAGUCGGAGAACCUCUGGCAGAGACAAAUAUGGACCACCUGUUCGUACAGAAUUCAGGCUUAUUGUAGAAAACCUUUCUAGUCGUUGCAGUUGGCAAGAUUUAAAGGAUUUCAUGAGACAAGCAGGUGAAGUAACCUAUGCGGAUGCUCACAAAGAACGCACAAAUGAAGGCGUGAUUGAGUUCCGUUCCUAUUCUGACAUGAAGCGUGCUUUGGAUAAACUGGAUGGUACAGAAAUAAAUGGCAGAAAUAUUAGGCUCAUUGAGGAUAAACCACGAACGAGCCAUAGGCGAUCUUACUCUGGAAGCAGAUCAAGGUCACGGUCUAGAAGAAGGUCACGAAGUAGGAGUCGCAGGAGCAGCCGCAGUAGAUCUCGAAGCAUCUCAAAAAGUCGCUCCCGAUCCAGGUCUCGGAGCAAAGGUCGAUCACGUUCUCGAUCAAAAGGCAGGAAAUCUAGAUCAAAAAGCAAAUCUAAGCCCAAGUCUGAUCGGGGCUCCCGUUCGCGCUCUCGAAGCAGAUCUAAGGAGUAUGAGAAAUCUCGAAGCAGGUCUCGUUCUCGAUCUCGUUCCCCCAAAGAAAAUGGAAAAGGUGAUAUAAAGUCAAAAUCUAGAUCAAGAAGCCAGUCUCGUUCAAAUUCACCCCUACCUGCUCCACCCUCAAAGGCACGUUCUGUGUCCCCUCCACCAAAAAGAGCUUCAAGAUCCCGCUCUAGAUCUCGUUCAAAGUCCAGAUCACGGUCCAGAUCGAGUUCCAGAGAUUAACCUAGAACUCUAUAUUCUUUGCACACUAUUAUGGAACACUUUCCUACUUGCUUAGGCAGUUAUUCUUCCAUGUUUGUACUUGGCCUCUUCUGCAAGAGGAAUCUCCUGAAAAUGGGGGCACACAGGAAUUUGAUUUGUGGCCAAAUUUGAUGAAAAAAUGAGGUUCUAAAGAAAUGGCAUGAAGUCGAAGACCCUCUCCCUUCUUUGUAGAAUUAAGAUAACUUUGAUUUUAUAGCUUUUGAGCUAAAAUAACUUUUGUAAAGAUUAAGCUCAUUUAGAUUUUUUUUAAGUAUUUCAGCAGGAUCUGCUGCAGGGAUUUUUGUUGUUUUGUUUGCUUUUAAAUUAACCGUUUCGAGCUUUGAAUACCUAAGGCUUUAGAGGGAGAUCCCGAUUUUUAAUUAUGUUGGCUUUUUAUAAAGCUUGAGUUAUGUAAGAUUUCAAUAAAAAUUUGCUACCAAGAUGAUUGCCUUACUGAAUAGGUCACUUUUAAAUUCCUUUAAAUAUUGAUAAUUUGCUCUUUGUGGAAACAGUGUAAAUUCUACAUGUGUAAAAGAAGGCAAGCCUCAGACCAGCAAUAAAUUAUUCCAUUUGGAUAAUAUUUUGUGCUGUUAAUCAAAUUUGCCAAAGUCUAUCUGCCCCUUUGAGUUAAGUUAAAAAUAAAAGGUGUUUUGUAGUCAAUUACAUCAUUUUGCCUAAGUUAGUAGAUUUUAAAUAAUGAAACUUUUCAAACUUAAAUUUGAUCAAACUCUUGAAGAAGUUCUUAACACUUGGGAUCCCGUUUAGCCUAGUAAUUCCACCUUCUGGGAGUGGUCAGUGUAAUUGGUGUUUUUUUAGAGUAUGGUUCUGUGGUCUUUAAUGUUACAUAAAAAUGGAAGUAGCCUUUCUUUGAUUGGAAAUUUAGCAUAUUGUUCAAAGUGGAAAAGCAAAUACUGCAUUUUCUGCUGGAAGAUCAUUACAUUUAAUAGGCACUUAAUAGGUUGCUUGGUAAGAUCAGUUGCUGAUUAAAGUAAAAUUCUACCCAAUAAUCAGUCCUUCUUGUAGUUGAUGAGGUUAUGUAAUAAUUGGUUAGAUCAUUCUUGUAACUUUACCACGUGUGGUUGGCUUGAGAAGAAUUUACAUGGGUAAACCCGAAACUUUCUGUACUUCAUUAUGAAGUAUAAUAAUACUCUGUGGAAGCCAAAGUAUACUGCAAAUUUGUAGGAGGUACUGGGUAACCAGUUAGUCCAUAUAUGUGUAGACCUAAUUAGUUGAAAUUGCAGUUUGAGAAAUGAAUUACAUCUUUUUGUUCAAGUACUUUAACUUCAUUUAAAAGCACUCAUUAACCUUGGUUUGAAACUAGGAUGUAGGUUAUUUGACUCCGCUUUCUUUUCUUCUAGGAGCUGUCACUAAGGUAUCAAGGGCUGGGUUGUACUAUAUAGUAGGGCGUGGUGAUAACAGUGUCAUCAUGCCACAGGUGUGACUAGAAAGCAUCAUAAUCUACUAGAGUUGGUUUGUAGGUUCAAAUAAUCCAGAAGGCAUAUCUGAUAAAAUGAGGCUGCUUGAAAAAAACUGAGUCGAAGAUUUUAGGUGUCAAAAUCACAGAGUAGCUGGGAGUACUUGAUAAUGAGUAGAAAGACUUGUUUUUGAGAAGUUUCUGGGCUUCCUGUUAUAAAAUCUUAGCGCCUACUCUUAGGAAUGUAGUGCCCUAAAAGGUUGAUGCUUCUUCCAUGACCUUAUUUUCUUUACUUUCAUACUUUCUAAAAUUUAGAUAUUCAUAAGAAAUGGGUUUUUUUCCUGUAUAAACUCCAGAAUUUGAGAAAAGACACUGGUGUCAUAGUUCAUUAUUUUGCCUACUUGAAAAAACAAAUUACAACUCUUACAUGAAGAGGCGUGUCUCCAGCUGGCUUUCAGAAUUUGGUUUAAGAAUUGGCUUUGACCAAAGUUCUCUUGUUUUCAGGGAAAAAACAAAAGCUUUUAAAACCAUAGCCUUUUAAAAAGGAAGGAGGGGGGAAUAUCACAGUGUGAAAUUUGACUUUGUAACGUCAUUUUUCAACGGGGCUUUCUUGUGUUAGUAAAACAUCACAUGGUCAUAGGCAGGUUUUGUCUACGUUGUUAGCUGCCCCCAAAGUGGGUAAUUGUAAGGUAAAUGCCUACACCCGUAAGUUUUCUGGUAAUGGCAAAGACCAGCUUAGUGAAAGUCCAGUCCUAGUCCAUACCUGUGGACCUCUGCAUCAUUGAAUAUGCUAAAGCCCUAGAACUCUGGCCUACUUGAGAACAGAGUUGACUGAAAUGUUUAGUUCCUUGCUAACUUACAAGUAGGAUCUGAGCAUCUACAUCGUGCCAUGUGUACAUCUCUGCCCAGAUAGAAUAUUAAACUGAAAGAGCAAAAACAAAUGAGCAACAUCAUGAUUCCCCUUUCUUUGACCGGAUAAUGUUGAUUGACAUGCCGUAGUGCCUUUAAGGCCAGCUUGAGUCCUCCCAGUUCCUGUGGUUUACUGGUCCAGUCCUGUGUUGUUAUACCUUCAUUUUGGUAUCUUUUUUUCCUCCACUUUGUUAACCCCCUUUAUGCUUUAUUUCCUCAAUAAAAUGCUUACUGAGGGAGAGGGUCGUUUUGAAUUUAUUUGUAUUCCCACUUAGUGCCAAAUA